Messenger RNA from Meira miltonrushii, 823 nucleotides. Its product is annotated as putative N-acetyltransferase 5. Gene Ontology annotation, cellular component: NatB complex. NCBI's taxonomy places the organism in Eukaryota, Fungi, Basidiomycota, Exobasidiomycetes, Exobasidiales, Brachybasidiaceae. The transcript has a single exon. Gene Ontology annotation, molecular function: protein-N-terminal amino-acid acetyltransferase activity. The record is from RefSeq and is a predicted model, not a curated record. Gene Ontology annotation, biological process: N-terminal peptidyl-methionine acetylation. Bases 183 to 791 code for a protein of 202 amino acids.
UUCCGCACUAUACGCGUAUAAGAGCAGCAAAAACACCGAUCCGGCAAAGUCAAAAAGAGCAGUGCAUAUGCGGUGUACAAUUUUGGACUUCCUUUCCCGCUUACAAACACACUUUCUCCUAAGCUAGUAUUGCAAUAUAUGCACAGACACCUUUCUUCUUCUUGCAAUCAUUUCUCUAAAACAUGGCCUAUUUACGACCUUUCAAAGCAGAUGAUCUAUUCAAGUUCAACAGUGUCAACUUGGAUCACUGGACGGAAACAUAUACGAUCAAUUACUACUUGAGCUACUUAGCCGUUUGGCCUGAUCUAAGUUAUACACAAUUAACACCAAAUGGAAGAGUGAUGGGAUAUGUAAUCGGAAAAGCAGAAGGAAAAGAUCCAGGUCCAAAAGUAGGAAGAAUGCAAAAAGAACAAAAAGAAAGACAUGGUCAUGUAACUGCAAUCACAGUUGCACCCGAAUAUCGUAGAUUAGGCGUUGCAAAAGGAUUGAUGGGUUUAUUGGAACGGGCAAGUUCGGAUGUCUAUAGGGCUUACUUUGUGGACUUGUUUGUUCGACCUUCUAAUCAGACAGCUAUCGGAAUGUAUGAAGGACUGGGAUAUAGUGUGUAUCGCAAGGUAGAUAAAUACUACAUGGGAGGAGGGCCAAAUGGAACUGACGAAGACGGAUACGAUAUGCGAAAAGCACUGGCAAGAGACACAAAGAAGGAAACUGUACGAGAUGGAGUUGCAGGAAGGAAUACGGUCGUGGAUCCAUCAGCUACCAUAUUUGAGUCAGCACAGAAACCGAGGUGAUCCCUUACUGUGAAAGUAUGUGAAUUAUUCUC